This is a messenger RNA of Eremomyces bilateralis CBS 781.70, 1295 nucleotides long. RefSeq lists its product as uncharacterized. The record is from RefSeq and is a predicted model, not a curated record. Bases 62 to 1126 code for a protein of 354 amino acids. Lineage: Eukaryota; Fungi; Ascomycota; Dothideomycetes; Eremomycetales; Eremomycetaceae. The transcript has 3 exons.
GGCUCCGGCUCCCCAGUCGCCGGCACAGACUUGCCCCGCGAAAAGUGGCCACAAUGGAGCCAUGGGCGGCAUCUUCGGUAUGGAUUUGCCUGGCGGCGGAGGCCUUAGCGGAACUCUCGGCGGAACCGGAGGCAGCGGAAGCUCUUUCAACCUCAGUGGCAUCUUGGGCGGAGCCGGAGGCAGCGGAGGCUCUUCCAACCUCAGCGGCAUCUUGGGCGGAGCAGGAGGUACCGGAGGCUCUUUCAACCUCAGCGGCCUCCUUGGUGGAGGAAGCUCUGGCGGACUCGGCGGGCUUUCAAGCGGCGGCUUUGACCUUUCCUCCCUCUUUCCUGCCGGGGAUGAAUAUCCCAAGGGCCCAUUCCUCGUCUCCGAUUACCUCUCUCCCGGCACCGGCCCCUAUCCGGCCGGAAUCAUCAAAGACGCCGGCCUGGAAAACCACACUGUCUACGCUCCCUUGGGGCCGCCGCCAGCUGAUGUCAAGCUCCCAGUAUUGAUCUGGGGUAAUGGUGGCUGCACGUCCGCCGGCACGCCAUACGGAGCGUUCUUGACCGAAGUGGCCUCGUAUGGCUACGUCGCAAUAGCGAACGGCGCGCCGGGACCAGCUCCUCCUGGGGUCAUGUCGGAUAUGUUCGGUGCGAUCGACUGGGUGGUUGAAGGUAACGCGGCUCGAUUUGGAAAUGUCGAUACGGAUACAUUUAUCACCGCCGGCUCGAGCUGUGGUGGACUGGAAGCGUACUCGGCCGCGUACCAGAAUCCGAAGGUCAAACUUACGGUGCUGUAUAAUAGUGGGCUCUUGGACGAGUCGAAGACGUGCCUCCUCAGCGAGUUGAAGGCUCCCGUGGGAUACAUCCUUGGUGGGCCAAAGGACAUUUCCUAUGAGAACGGCAAACGCGACUAUGAGAAUCUUCCUGCUGGCCUUCCCGCGUUCUACGGCAGCCUUGACUCUGGUCAUAUGGGAACUUUCUUCACGACCCACGGCGGCAAGUAUGGAGCGGCAACAGUUGCACUCUUGGAGUGGGUUCUAAGAGGAAAUGCGACGGCGAAGGCUAUUUGGACUGUGCCAGAGUCUAAGGGAAGUUUGGUCUCUCAGAAUUGGAACAUUACAUAUAAAAAUUGGGUUGAUUAGGUGCUCUUGAGACUGAGAGCUUUGAACAUAUGAAGAAAACUCAUUGCUGGCAGUAGGAUAUACUUAUGUUUUUAAGGGUUUGGGGGUAACGGGAGUUUCAAACGGAAAUCAGCGCUAUAUUAAAGUACUCGAUGCAACGGCGCUAAACUAUAAACGGAAAUUCCUCGAU